Molecule: messenger RNA, 584 nt
Organism: Enterobius vermicularis (human pinworm)
Lineage: Eukaryota; Metazoa; Nematoda; Chromadorea; Rhabditida; Oxyuridae
Source: the annotation of a GenBank genome assembly
AUGGAAGAGCAUGAUGAACGCACAUUUCUUUGUGGGUACCAAAAUUCACGAGGAUAUGGUAGCACCUCAUGCCUCCAGACAUGUAAAAAAAGAUACCGCACAGUUGUACGUCAUAAAGUGGAACCCAGUGAUACUUUACGAGGAAUUGUUCUCAAAUAUAAUACUUCCGUAAGUUCUUUUGCGGUGCCACAUCCGUUCUUGGCGGUUUCAGAGAUGACCGAAGUUAAGAGGAUGAAUCGUUUAUGGUCUAAUGAAAGCCUGUUUCUGAAGGACUUCAUCGACGUACCCAUCUACGACAGCAACGAGACCGUAAACAAUGCCAUAUGCAGCCGUAAUGGAUCUCAUGUAAUUAAAGAUACUGAUGAGCCUAUCACUGAAUCUGUAGAAGAACUAUUUAAAAGAAUAGACCAAAGUAUAAAGGCAACAACGAGAAAUGUCAAAAAAUUAGAAAAGAAUAUAAGGUACUACACUCAGAUUUUAACGUGCAUUAUUGAGCUGGAAAUGUGUUUAGAUUUAUAUAAUAUACACCUUCUAGCGUGGAAUGGAGUCCCUUCGACAGGUCAGCCCCGCAGAAGAGGAUGAGA